This is a messenger RNA of Psylliodes chrysocephalus, 836 nucleotides long. NCBI's taxonomy places the organism in Eukaryota, Metazoa, Arthropoda, Insecta, Coleoptera, Chrysomelidae. The record is from the annotation of a GenBank genome assembly.
UAAAACCCUAGUAUUUUCCUUCUGUGAUUUUCGUUUUUAUAGGUUAAAAAUAUAAAAUAUGUGAAGUCAUAAUUUGUAUACUGGAGUAUUAUUGCUAUUAUUUGAAUUAAAAAUACAGUAUUCUGAAGUAAUUCUAUAUAAAAAUGAGUGCCUUAUCGUUUGGUGAAAUAGUAGAACCAAGCACGAGAGCCCUAAUUGAUGAAGAUUUAGAAGAAUAUCCAGAAUAUUUGAAUAUUACUCCAGAAUGGGAAGGUAACUUCACAGUACCAAAUGAAAUAAACUCUUUGAUUUUUCUAGAAUCUAGAAUUGUUAAAGAUUUAAUUUAUAGUUGUGUACUGGUACAAGAAAAGUCUCUUUGCAAACUUAUGAAUGGUGGACUUGAGAUUUUUGCAUUACCAAAUAAUCAAUUUAUAGUCUUAUACAGUGAAGGAAAUGGAUUAAAUACCGGACAAAUAGUGGAGAGUCUCAAAAACUGGAUUUACACAGCAAAAGAAAUAUACGCUAUCACAACAGAUUCCGUAUACAACUAUCAAAACCCUUACAAUGUUGAAAAGCCUAUUUCUCUUAUUAGAGUUCUUACAAAUUCAGAGAAUACUUUUAAUUAUAAAAAACUAGAACAACCAAAUUUAGUCACAGGGUUGGGUGCUUGUUUAUUAACAUAUUGUAUACAUCAAUCAUUGGGAAAAUGUACCCUAUUUGUUAUUUAUAUAGACAAAUCACAUUUAGAUUCUUAUAGCAGUACUGCUGUUCUGGAGGUUUUAAAAAAAUUAGAUAUACCUAUUAAAAAUAGUAAUGUUAAAAUUAGUUCAACUUCUAAUAAUAAUUUAUACAUGUAA